This is a messenger RNA of Fundulus heteroclitus (mummichog), 1689 nucleotides long. Its product is annotated as zinc finger protein 239. Bases 590 to 1666 code for a protein of 358 amino acids. The transcript is spliced from 2 exons. NCBI's taxonomy places the organism in Eukaryota, Metazoa, Chordata, Actinopteri, Cyprinodontiformes, Fundulidae. Gene Ontology annotation, biological process: regulation of transcription by RNA polymerase II. Gene Ontology annotation, cellular component: nucleus. The record is from RefSeq and is a predicted model, not a curated record. Gene Ontology annotation, molecular function: DNA-binding transcription activator activity, RNA polymerase II-specific; RNA polymerase II cis-regulatory region sequence-specific DNA binding.
UAGCAGCUUUCCAUUAACUGCUGCUCCUAUCAACAUCUUGGCUGCAGAUGUUAAAGAAGAGGCCCCUGAAGAACAGAAUCCUGGAUUCAAGCAGCAGGAGGUGGAAUUUCUCCACACAAAGGAGGAAAGUGAUAGAAUCUGGACCAGCCAGGAUGGAGAGCAAUUGAAAUUAAAGGAGGAGACUGAAGAUACCAGGUUUCACUUAGCUGUUCAUAUAAAGAGUGAAGAGAUUGAAGAGAAACCUCUAUACUUUCAUCAACGGCAAACAGAAGUCAGAGGUUUUCCAACCAACACUCCAGUUGACCAAGAGGAGGACUCUGAAACAGUAGAAUCCAACAGGAACCCAGAUCUAAAUACAUAUGGAGGUACAUCUAACUAUUCAGAGACAGAAGACAGUGAAGAUGAUAAAGAGGAUGAGGAUCUUAAACAGUUGUCUGACUUUGAGCCUGAAACGAGUGAGGAUUGGAAGGAGAGCAGGGUUCUUGAGUCAGGUGGAAACACUGUAAAAUCUUUCAGCUUCUUUCAGUGUGAGGAAAAAAUCGUUAGCAGAUUCUCUCCACAAAGUCACGUGACAUGUCAUCCAACAUUAAUGAAUGUGGAUUCACUAAAAAAAGUUCUUGCCGAUAGUAAAAGAAUUAACCAUAAUCAUCACAACUUUGGUUGUGAUGUUUGUGGGAAAAGAUGUUCCUCAAAGUCAGACCUAAAUAAGCACAUGAGAAUACACACAGGGGAGAAACCUUUUGGAUGUGAUGACUGUGGGAGAAGAUUUUCCUGUAAGUCACAUUUAAAAAGACAUGUGACACUUCACACUGGAGAGAGACCUUUUGAUUGUGAUGCAUGUAGUAAAAGAUUUUCCUGCAAGUCAUAUUUAGAUUUACACAUGAAAAUCCAUAAUGGACAGAAACCAUAUGGUUGUGAGGCAUGUGGUAAACAAUUUUCCUGCAAGUCACGGUUAAAAGUUCAUAUGAGAAGCCACACAGGAGAGAAACCCUUUGGUUGUGAUGUUUGUGGAAAAGGAUUUUCCAGCAAGACGUAUUUAAGCUCACACAUGAGAAUACACUCAGAAAAGAAACCAUUUGGUUGUGAUGCAUGCGAUAAAAGAUUUCCCAACAAGUUACGUUUAAAAACGCAUAUGACAAUCCACACUGGGGAGAAACAUUUUUGUUGUGAUGCAUGUGGUAAAAGAUUUUCCGGCAAAUCAUACCUAAAAUUACACAUGAGAGUCCAUACAGGUGAAAAACCAUUUGGUUGUGAUGCUUGUGGGAAAAGGUUUUCAACAAAAUCAAGUCUAAACACACACAUGAGAAUUCACACGGGAGAGAAACCCUGUGUUUGUGAUGCAUGCGGUAAAAGAUGGUCCUCAAAGUCAGAUUUAAAUCGGCACAUGAAAAUCCACACAGGAGAGAAACCAUUUGCUUGUUAUGUUUGUGAUCAAAAAUGUUCCUCAAAGUCAGAUUUAAACAAACACCUUAGAAUCCACACAGGAGAGAAACCCUUGAUUUGUGAUGCAUGUGGUAAAAGAUGUUCCUCAAAUUCCGAUUUAAAAAUUCACAUGAGAGUCCACACAGGAGAGAAACCCUUUGCUUGUGGUACUUGUGGUAAAAGAUGUUCCUCAAUGUCAAACUUAAAUGUCCAUAUAAGAAAACAUGUAAGUGAAUCUCUUUAGUUUUGCUGCAUGUGAUAAAAAAA